Messenger RNA from Xenopus tropicalis (tropical clawed frog), 1533 nucleotides. It is a transcript of the gene tnni1.2, whose product is annotated as troponin I type 1 (skeletal, slow), gene 2. Bases 307 to 858 code for a protein of 183 amino acids. The record is from RefSeq and is a predicted model, not a curated record. The transcript is spliced from 9 exons. Gene Ontology annotation, cellular component: troponin complex. Lineage: Eukaryota; Metazoa; Chordata; Amphibia; Anura; Pipidae.
UGGUAAAGUGAACAGCCUCUUUCCAUUACUAAGGGCACCUUGUAACCAAAGUCAUAUAGAAGAAGGGCUUGUAUGACAGAAGAGGCAAAAAAAAGUCAGGGCAGUUCACAAUGCAGCUGGUAUCGUAUUUCUAACCAACAAGGCAAUGGCAAGGAGAAGGCUAUUUUAAUGAGCCAUUCACAAGUCAGGAGGUGGAAGGAAAAGAAAGAAGGGAACAGAGCUUGGCCACCAGCUGCCAGCAGUCCUCACCACCAAGAGCUCUUUCAGGUUUUCAUUCAGGUUGACAGACGAACAAAAGAAUAAACCAUGUCUGAAAGCACAGAGAGAAAAUCAAAAAUUCCAGCUUCCAGAAGGCUACUUCUGAAGACUCUUAUGCUUCAGAAGGCGACUGAGGAGCUGGAAAAAGAGAAGAGAGAGGCAGAUGAGGAGAAGACAAGGAUUCUAGAUGAAAAGGUUCCAUCUUUGCAAAUUGCUGGGCUUUCCCUCCAGCAGCUGCAGGAACUGUGCACAAAAUUACACAAACAAAUUGAUUCAGUAGAUGAGGAACGUUAUGACAUUGAAGUAAAAGUAAAGAAGCAUGACAUAGAGAUUGAAGGUUUAACUCAAAAGAUUUUUGACCUGAAAGGAAAAUUCAAGCGGCCCAACUUGAAAAGAGUGCGUAUCUCGGCAGAUGCUAUGCUCAAAGCCCUUCUGGGAAACACACACAAGGUUUCUGUAGAUCUAAGAGCCAACCUGAAAUCUGUGAGAAAGGAAGAUGAGAAGGAAAAGACAGUAGAAGUUACUGAUUGGCGUAAGAACAUUGAAGCCAUGUCUGGCAUGGAGGGCAGAAAGAAGAAAUUCGACACCAGCAAUGCUUAAAAACCAAGACCUGGAGAUGGUUCCCGAAGACUUGCAACAUUUCAUAGAACUUCUGACUAUUAUGUAAAAAUGGAUACAAGAAUACACAAAGCAUCAUAACAUUCUGAUUGCUGAAAUAUUUAUGGUUCCUUUAAUAUGUAAAAAAAAAUGUAUAAUGUUCUUUUUCAAAAACCUUUUCACAUAACUGAGCAACUACCCAGGUCAUGGGAUAUUGCACAGAGGGCUGCCAUGUUUCACAGCUGGUGGGGAAGAGCUCAAACCUGAGCAGUUUGUCUUUUGGAUGAAUUCACACAAGCAGAGAAUAUGUCUCAUGUGCCAUGAUCCUUAGAGAUGAUGCUUUGGAAGUGUAAAUAGGUCAACAUCCUGAGAUUCAUCAGAGAUUUGCAUUCUUUAUUCUAAAAAAAUUAAAAUCACUGUGAAAAACACAACCUUUUUCUUCUUUCUUACCCCCUAUAAAAAGCUAUUAUAGAAAGCAUUUCCUGUUUAUGGGGUCAAGUAGGCUUGUGCGAUGGCUAGAUUUUAAAAAAUGUGAGACAUGGAUAUAAUUCAACUGAAAACGAAUCUUUAUGGGGGGGUUAUUUACUGAUCUUAUAUUCUGCUGCAAAAAAAUCUAUGGCAUUUUAGUCAUGUAUGACAGGCAGCAAUACAUUGGACUAAUAAAUGUAUUGGACUGAA